GACGGGCCGGGCCGCCUCUGCCGCCGCCGCCGCUUUGUAAGAGGCACAUUGGCAGGUAACGAGCGGCGGCGGCGGCGGCAGCUGGUUCCGAGUCCAGCGAGAACAGCAGCGAUUUUCUAUUUUGUACAUACGUUAUUUUGUAUAUACUGUAUAUGAUGACUUCGGUGAGCAGUGACCGUUCCCGAGGUGCUCGGGAAAAAACACAAAUUUCAGCGACACAGGCAUCACAACUACAGAAACAAGUAGUACAGGCAACAGCCGAACAGAUGCGUCUUGCUCAAGUGAUCUUCGAUAAAAAUGAUUCAGAAUUUGAAGCUAAAGUUAAACAGCUUAUGGAAGUGACGGGGAAAAAUCAGGAUGAAUGCAUAGUGGCCCUACAUGACUGUAAUGGAGAUGUGAACAAAGCUAUCAAUAUAUUGCUGGAAGGGAAUUCAGACACGACUUCAUGGGAGACUGUAGGGGGAAAGAAGAAGAAUUUCGUAAAAGAAAGUUCAGAAAACAAAGAGAAUAGAGAGAAAAGAAAUGAGAGAGAAAUAAAUCGUGGACGUGGAAACAACAACCGAAAAGGAAGAGGUGGCAAUCGUGGGAGAGAGUCUCUUAUGUACAAUUAUGUACAAGAGGUGCUCUUUUCUCCCGUAGUUAGAGGUGAAGAGAAUGGAAUUGAUUGCAACCAAAGGGACAAGCCUUCCGACCGUGGCAAGAGAGCUCGUGGCAGAGGAUUUGGACGUGGAAGAGGUAGAGGGGCAGGAAGAUUUUCAACCCAAGGCAUGGGGACAUUUAAUCCUGCGGACUAUUCAGAUUCUCCAUCUAUAGAUGCCUGUGUUACAAAGCCAGUAGUUUGGGAAGCUACUCAGAAUGGUGCAGAUGAGGGAACUGGAACCUGGAAGAAUUCUGUGGAAGAGUGGACAACAGACGACUGGACUGAAGAUCUUUCUGAAACAAAGGUCUUCACUGCUUCAGCUGUUCCAGCAGAGAAUCAUGUCACACCUGGGCAAAGCAUUGAUCUGGUAGCCUUGCUCCAGAAGCCUGUUCCUCCCAGUCAAGCCUCAGAAGUCAACUCCUUUGAGACUUCCCAACAGCAGGGCUUUGGUCAAGCCCUUGUCUUCACAAAUUCUCAGCACAACAAUCAGAUGGCACCAGGGACUGGCAGCUCCACUGCUGUCAACUCCUAUUCUCCUCAGAGUCUGUCAUCCGUCCUUGGUUCAGGAUUUGGAGAGCUUGCACCUUCCAAAAUGGCAAACAUCACCAGCUCCCAGAUUUUGGACCAAUUGAAAGCUCCAAGUUUGGGCCAGUUUACCACUACCCCAAGUUCACAGCAGAAUAGUACGAGUCCCCCCACAACCAUUUCUUCUUGGGACCUCAAGCCCUCAACUUCCCAGUCCUCAGUCCUUAGUCAUUUUGACUUCAAAUCUCAGCCUGAACCAUCCCCGGUUCUUAGUCAAUUGAGCCAGCGACAGCAGCACCACACUCAGGCCGUUGCUGUUCCUCCUCCUGGGUUGGAGUCCUUUCCUUCCCAGGUAAAACUGCGAGAGUCAACACCCAGAGACAGUACCUCCACUGUGAACAAACUUUUGCAGCUUCCCAGCAUGACUGUAGAAAACAUUGCUGUGACUACCCACCAACCACAGUCUAAACACAUCAAACUACCGAAGCGGCGGAUACCUCCAGCUUCUAAGAUCCCAGCUUCUGCAGUGGAAAUGCCUGGUUCAGCAGAUGUCACAGGAUUAAAUGUUCAGUUUGGCGCCUUGGAAUUUGGAUCAGAACCUUCUCUCUCUGAAUUUGGAUCAGCUGCAAGCAGUGAAAAUAGUAACCAGAUUCCCAUCAGCUUGUAUUCGAAGUCUUUAAGUGAUUCUUUGAGUACCUCUCUACCAGUGACCAGUGCAGUACAGAACUCCACCUAUACAACUUCAGUUAUUACCUCCUCCAGUCUGACCAGCUCAUCACUGAGCUCCACUAGUCCAGUAACGUCUUCCUCCUAUGACCAGAGUUCUGUGCAUAACAGAAUUGCAUACCAAAGCUCUGUGAGUCCAUCAGAGUCCGCUCCAGGAACCAUCACGAAUGGACAUAGUGGUGGUCGAAGUCAGCAGACAAUAGACACUACUUCAUCCGUUCCAGCUCCAAAGACAACAGAUCCUCCCUCCGCCCUCCCGUCUGUGGGCCCCCUGCCCAGCACCACUUCCUGCACUGCGCUUCUGCCCUCUGCGUCUCAGCACACCGCCACUUUGCCCUCCAUGUCCCAGCCUGCUGACCUGUCCAGCAGUCCCCUCUCUCAGCUUAGCAGUUCACUCUCCAGCCAUCAGAGCAGCCUCUCCUCUGCACACGCAACGCUCUCCUCCAGCACAUCACACACACAUGCCAGUGUGGAGAGCUCCCCUUCCCUCCAGUCCUCAGCCACCUUUUCAACGGCAGCAACCUCUGCCUCGGGUGCCACGUCCUCAGGGCUCAGCCUGCCGAGCAGCAUGAACACAGUGAACAGCCUCUGCCUGGGGGGGACCACUGUGAGUGCCCCCAGCAGCAGUACCAGGGCCACGCCCUUGGUGACCUCAGGCAAAGCACCCCCUAACCUGCCCCAGGGAGUACCUCCCCUGCUGCACAACCAGUACCUCGUGGGCCCUGGAGGACUGCUUCCUGCCUAUCCAAUCUAUGGCUAUGACGAGCUCCAGAUGCUGCAGUCACGGCUGCCAAUGGAUUACUAUGGGAUUCCCUUUGCCACGCCCACAGCCCUGGCCAGCCGAGAUGGGAGCCUAGCUAAUAACCCGUAUUCAGGUGAUGUGACAAAGUUUGGCCGAGGUGACUCUGCAUCCCCUGCACCCCCCACCACACUGGCUCAGCCGCAGCAGAGCCAGUCCCAGGCCCACCACACAGCCCAGCAGCCCUUUCUGAAUCCUGCGCUGCCCCCUGGCUACAGCUACACUGGCCUCCCCUACUACACAGGCGUGCCUAGUGCCUUCCAGUAUGGGCCCACGAUGUUUGUCCCUCCGGCCUCAGCCAAGCAGCAUGGUGUGAACCUCAGCACCCCCACCACCCCUUUCCAGCAGGCCGGCGGUUACGGCCAGCAUAGCUACAGCACAGGUUAUGACGACCUGACCCAGGGGACAGCAGCGGGAGAUUACACCAAGGGCGGCUAUGGUGGAUCAUCACAGGGACAAAACAAGUCUGCAGGUUCUGGGCCUGGCAAAGGCGUGUCCGUGUCUUCAAGCACCACCGGCUUACCUGACAUGAGCGGCUCAGUGUACAACAAGACUCAGACUUUUGACAAGCAGGGAUUUCACGCAGGGACUCCUCCACCAUUCAGCCUGCCCUCGGCCUUGGGUUCCACAGGGCCCCUGGCCGCCGGUGCGGCCCCCGGUUAUGCGCCCCCACCGUUCUUGCACAUCCUCCCUGCCCACCAGCAGCCUCACUCACAGCUGCUACACCACCACCUGCCACAGGAUGCCCAGAGUGGCUCGGGUCAGCGCAGCCAGCCCAGCUCCCUGCAGCCCAAGUCGCAAGCCUCCAAGCCCGCCUACGGCAACUCUCCCUACUGGACAAACUGAACCUUUGAAGAGGGGUGGGCUCGGGCGGGGCUUACCCUGGGCAGGAGAGAACACACGGAGCCCAUUUCUGGAAGCCCAGCGCCCUUUCCUAGAAUUCCUGAGACGUGUAACUGUGUUAGCCGAGCCUCUGUGGGGAGCCUGCCUCCCAGACUCGCUAUUGUAUGUAAUGUAUUUAUGUAUGUAUUUGUAAAUGUGAUAGAAGUCUUGGGGGCCUGGGGGGGUACAGCUGCUCCUCUUAGCCAGGUCUGCAAUCCCGACUCGAGCCCCUGCUCGCUGUAGCAAAUACGCCCCUUUCCCACUCUUGCCUUCAGGCCUUCUCUGUGGCCUCCCAGCCCUUGGGCAGCUGGGAGCAGUGUCUGGAAGGGCUGCUUUUAAGGCAGUUUGGGGACUGGGGUCAGGUACCAAUGAAGAAUCACGACUUAUCUCACUCCCUUGUAAGCCAUUAUUUGAGUUUCCUUCCCUGUGUAAUGACUUUAGCCCUCUCUCUUUUUGAGAAACUGGCCCUUGUUGUCAUUUGUCAUGUUCCUCUCCUACCAAAUCUUCAUCUGGGAAUAGCAGAGAUGUCCUUCCUGCUCAACAUGAAAGUGGCACCUGUUUGUCUUCAUACAAACCAGAGGCUUCUGCUUCUGGUCUUGUCCCCAAGAAACUUGCCUUCCUCUGGCUGACCAUUUUUUAAAACCGUCUGAAGUUGUGCUCAGAGAUGUUCAGUCAGUCUGCUCCCUUUAAAAAAAAAAAAAAAAAUCAAAGAUACACCUUCACCUCAGUGAGAGCACGUCUCCAAGCAAAGGCUCCUCUAUUCCAGUUGUCCUGAACCAGGUGGGCGACUGUUUCAGGGGUUUUCUCUUUUGCCCAAUCUCCACCUAAUAAAGUUCUGAGAGCA
Molecule: messenger RNA, 4416 nt
Organism: Callorhinus ursinus (northern fur seal)
Lineage: Eukaryota; Metazoa; Chordata; Mammalia; Carnivora; Otariidae
Gene: UBAP2
Product: ubiquitin associated protein 2
Cellular component (GO): cytoplasm; nucleus
Molecular function (GO): protein binding
Source: RefSeq, a predicted model, not a curated record